Molossus molossus (Pallas's mastiff bat) is the source of this 769-nucleotide messenger RNA. It is a transcript of the gene NCR3, whose product is annotated as natural cytotoxicity triggering receptor 3. Gene Ontology annotation, biological process: natural killer cell activation; immune response-activating cell surface receptor signaling pathway; positive regulation of natural killer cell mediated cytotoxicity. The record is from RefSeq and is a predicted model, not a curated record. Lineage: Eukaryota; Metazoa; Chordata; Mammalia; Chiroptera; Molossidae.
GAGCAGAUCCCCCUUGGCAACUGGAAUGCCCUCCGACAUGGCCCGGAUGCUGUUGCUCAUCUUUACCAUGGUCCAUCCAGGAUCCUGCUCUCUCUGGGUGUCCCAGCCCCCUGAAAUUCAUGCCCAGGUGGGUGCCGCUGCCCUUCUGCCCUGCUCUUUCAAUGCCAGCCAAGGGACACUGGCCAUUGGCUCUGUCACGUGGUACCGGGAUAAGGUGGCCCUAGGAAAGGAGGUGAGGAAUGAAACCCCAGAAUUCAGGGGCCGCUUGGCCCCUCUUGCCUCUUCCCGCUUCCUCUGUGACCACCAGGCUGAGCUGCACAUCUGGGACACCCGAGGCCGUGACGCUGGGGUCUACGUGUGCAGAGUGGAGGUGCUGGGCCAGGGCACCGGCACAGGGAGCGGGACUCUGCUGGUGGUGGAGAAGGGAUCUCCUGGGCUGGGGGCCCUCACAGUCCUCCUCCUUCGGGCUGGAUUCUAUGCCUUCAGCUUUCUCUCCGUGGCCAUGGGCAGCACCAUCUAUUACCAAGGCAAGAGUGAGCCAUGGAGCCCUGACAAAGGCAGAAGACAUGGAGGAGCAGUGAGAGAGCUGGAGGAGGAGACAGAGACCAAGAAGAGAAGAAGUGGGGCUGCAGGACCCAGUGACUCUGGUCAUGUCACCGCCAGGCCACUGUCACAUGGGAACGUACUACCACAGCUUGGGUAGCCUCUGAUGGGUGAUUCCAGACCCCAGUGAUCUCAGCACUCUGCAGGAGACCCCAAUAAAUCUGCC